Neurospora tetraspora is the source of this 408-nucleotide messenger RNA. RefSeq lists its product as uncharacterized. The annotation marks the transcript as partial. NCBI's taxonomy places the organism in Eukaryota, Fungi, Ascomycota, Sordariomycetes, Sordariales, Sordariaceae. The record is from RefSeq and is a predicted model, not a curated record. The transcript is spliced from 3 exons.
AUGGCAACCCAGAACCCCAAGCUCGGCCUCGCUGGUGCGGAAAAGCGGAGAAAGAGAAAGGCCAGAGACGAGGACACGAGCGACGAACUUGGCGAUGACAGGACACAAGUGCCCAAGCGAGUGAGAACAGGAGGUAAGCCACUUGGCUCCCUUUUGCGGCCAUAUUUUUAUCGCUCCGUCGAUCCAGGCAGCGCGCGAUCAAUGAAAUUUGUGUGGACAAGUCAAAACAUGCAAUUGGCGUUGUGGUGUGACGGCUCCCACGAGACACGAGACAAUGGUGGCGGCUUUGCUGUCGUCCAUAAUCGCCUCAAAAAGGGAUCGCCCAAAGAGCAAGGACAUGUGGGGAGGGGAUGGCCGGCAACUCCCACACCCUCGAGCACAUUCACCGAAGCCCUCGCCCUCGCCCAA